Messenger RNA from Symbiodinium sp. CCMP2592, 816 nucleotides. The record is from the annotation of a GenBank genome assembly. NCBI's taxonomy places the organism in Eukaryota, Dinophyceae, Suessiales, Symbiodiniaceae.
AUGGAUAGUGGCGAGACCAAGCAGGGUUGGGCUUUGUGCAUCUGUUUGCUGGUGGCAUUGUCCGCAUGGGCGUUGCGACCCCACGGCCGCGCCCUUCUUUCGGCCACAUCUGCUUUGGCCACCGGCAGAGCCUGGCAACGUGGCCUAGGUUUGCUUCAGUCGAUGCCUUUGCGCUGCCUUGAGGGGUCUACAGAGCAGGAUGUGCGAACCGUGCAGCACGCAAACGCAGCCGCCGCCGGCUGCCGCAGCUCCAACUGGCAGAGGUGCUUGUGCCUCGUGGACCUUGGUGAAGGGUUUGGCCGCGGCACUGCAGCGGCAGCCUGUGCACAAGGCUACGACUGGAUCUCGGCCCUUUGGCUCCUUUGGUCAAUGCCCGGAAGGUCUUCAUCGAUUGUUGUCAAUGCUGUACUGUCUGCCGCUGCCCGGUCUUUGCGCUGGAAACCUGCAUUGGAGGUCCUUCUAGCUCGGAACAUGGAGACUGAUGCGGUCUCGUUCGACACCACCAUCGCCAGCUGCACGUGCACCUGGAAGCGAACUCUGGACCUCUUGGCCACUACAGCACUGUUGCGCCUUUAUGCCGGCGAGGAGGCUGUAAGCAGCGCGCUUGACUCGAGCGCCCGGCAGGCAGCAUGGAUCCAGGCCGUUGACUUGCUUGGCCAUCUACAAGAGAGACGGUGCCUCGAUGCUGCUGCACUGGAUGCUGCAGCACAGGCGAUGUUCCUGGGCAGCCCAUCCAACCUUCCAGCUGUCCUAGCAGAGGCUGCUGCAGCUGGCUCCGCGGCGAUCCUGACACUUGAGCUAAGGUCGGGAAAAUAA